Molecule: messenger RNA, 1522 nt
Organism: Erythranthe guttata (spotted monkey flower)
Lineage: Eukaryota; Viridiplantae; Streptophyta; Magnoliopsida; Lamiales; Phrymaceae
Product: inactive rhomboid protein
Source: RefSeq, a predicted model, not a curated record
ACCAACCAAUAUAUCAAACUAAUUAAUAACAGCUUCAAGUUUUUUCAACUUCUUCAGCCAUGGCAGAAUCAGACGAGCACGAGUCCACCUUCGGCUCCGUCUUCCCCCCUUCGCUAGUCUAUCUAACCCCAUUCACUCCCUCAGCCUCGCCUUCGCCGCGCCGACUUUCGAGCUGCUUCACGCAGGCCACCAAGCCGAUUCGAGCCAAACGUCAGCUGGCUUGGGUUUCUCUACAAGGCCGGCUCGUCGGAGCCGAGGAAGCCACCUCCGCUAAAUCCGUCGAUAGGAACGGCGCAUUCAGCCCUAGAGAGGCGGCGGCUUGGGAGCUGUUUACCCCCAUCCAACGUGUCCUGCUUGUCGCUGUUGUCGCGGCCGCGGCGGCUAAUUCGGAGAAGAAUAGGCGUAUUUUGAAGCUGCAGAAAUCUGUUCAACUUAGGGAUCAAGUGCUCCUAAGCAUGCAACAGAAGCUGGACAAUUUAUGUCAGCAGGUGGAUUAUUUCAAAGAUCAGACGGAAUUCGUGUCUGCCGAUGAUGAUGUCACUGUCGCGCAAAGGAUGAACUGCAGUUGUAAGCCAUGCCAACAUCAUAUACAACCACCAGACGAUGUCGUUUUGGGGAAUAAGUCUGAAUCGAAUGGAGAUGAGGUGUUUAAAUAUAAAUAUAAAAUGCCGCUUGAAAAUAAUGUGGUUGAACCAGAUGAGCGUCGCAUGUCUGAUUUGUCGGAUUGGGCUCCUAGUGUCGCUUCUUCGGUUGAUAUUCAGUUGGACAAUUUCGUAAUUGAACACGAUAUCCGUAACCUACAGAAAGAAUGCGAAGAGAAAGAUGCCAUCAUUAAGAAGUUGUCUACUUCUAUUCAGUCAUCUCAAGUUUCUAGUUCAAAGAGGAACGUGGAAUUGGAAGAUAUCAUCCGAAGGAAAAAUACGAUCAUCAACAAACUGCGAAAAGACAUAAUGUUUCUCGAACACAAGGUGAUGAACCUAUCAAGACUCCGAAGAAGAUCUUCAUUCUCGGGUGUAGCAACUGCAAGUCCAGAGCAUCCUCCCUUCAUGGCAGAAAACGUGCUUUACGACAUGGAUAACACAACCAGUGCUUCUUCUGAUUCGGAUAGCUCUCCAGUAUUUAAAAGUCGAGAAAUCUGUGUCGAAACUAACGAGAAAGCUAAACUCGGUCAGCUGAAAAAAUCCUGUGUGAGAAGUCCUCUAAAAGAGCUGCCGUUGAAUUGUCAAACACCUAAUACAGUACUUGAUUUGAAACCGAAGAAUAUUUCGAGUGGAGAAAAUAGAAUUAGGAGACGACCUCCUCCCAGAUCGAAGGAAGUAAAUGCACCGAAGAGAUGGCUCUAAGGAAUCGACGAGGGAUGUUCGAUGUCAGGGGAUUGCAAAUAUAUAUAUAACUAUGUAGGGAAGUUUAAUUUAUAGGCAAAAAAGCUGCAGAAAUUUUAGUAAUUUAGCUGAUAAAUACAACAUUUAGUUGUAUAGGUAAUUUCUAUGUCAAUUGUCAUGGUACUGAAUUUUUAUGUUUA